Molecule: messenger RNA, 1390 nt
Organism: Amblyraja radiata (thorny skate)
Lineage: Eukaryota; Metazoa; Chordata; Chondrichthyes; Rajiformes; Rajidae
Gene: ccdc166
Product: coiled-coil domain containing 166
Exons: 8
Coding region: 135-1373 (412 amino acids)
Source: RefSeq, a predicted model, not a curated record
UUAACAUGCACCCUCUCCAAAGGCUCCGCAUCCUUCCUGUAAUGGGGGAGAACAAAACUAUACAAACCACUCCAAAUGUGAAGGAGCCAUAGUUUUACAAAUCACCUGACCUCUGAAAGUAAACGGCAACAAACAUGUCCAAGAAGAAAAAAGGACGCGCUGAAGCCAAGGCCAAGCCUGUGGGGAUGCAAGAGGAGGUGCUGUCCAACACCACGGACCGAAUCGUCACCCUGCAAAACGAGUUCGAUGAGAUCGUCACAGAACUUAAGCAGCUGAAGUUGAAGAUUUAUCAGCUGCGGCAUGAGAAUGAGUUCCUGGAGAAAGAAGCGCAGCAGACCCGGCUGGAGACGCAAGAAUACAUUCAGCAGAUGGCAAAGAGGUCAGAGAAAACCCAGAAUCAAAUCAUCAGCUUGAGUGACCAGAACCAGAAACAGCUGGACGAAAUCAGGAAUGCAAAGGAGAAAAUAUUGGCCGACUUUGAAUCACAGAAACAAGAUAUGAAAAUGACUCAGAUUGAGAAGGAAACCGAGUUGGUGCAGAUCAACAAGGAGAUCGAGAGCCUGAAUGAGUAUAAAGAGCUGCGCGAGGUGCAGCUGAACCGCAUCAAAGAGCUGGACGAGGAGGUGAUGGACGCUCGGGCCCAGCACUCUCAGAACCUGCACAACCUCAAGGUCAAUUUCAACAAGGAGAAGAACGAGUACAAGCAGAACGCCAAGAGGAUGGUCAAGCUGCUGGAGAAGGAGGCCAACAAGGAGGCAGUGACCUGCCUGAUCCAUCACAUUGAGGCGAUCAAGGAGGAGAAACCUGGACCUCCGGGAGGUGCUGGUGUGCCUGAUCCGUCGGUCUCGGGUGUUGCGGGAGCAGCAGCAGGAGCUGCAGGAGCAGCAGAGCCAGCUGCAGCGGGAGAGGGAAGUACUGCAGCAAGCUCAGGACCCUGCGCUUCCGCAAGCACCUGGACGACUUCCCGCCCGCCAUCGCCGAGCCCGACAAGCCCAGCCCCCACGAGCAGCCCAGGUCGCCGCAGCGCGCCGAGACUCCGGAGCGGCAACGUUCCCAGCGGAUCUCCCCGGUGGUGGUGGUGGUGGCGGCAGCCUCGGUGGUCGACGUGUGGGACUCAGACGACGAGGAACCCGAGGACGAGGAGCCCAAGGCCAGCAAGAAAUCCGUCAAGGUGGUGGAUGAGGAGAUGGAGGAGGAUGAUGAGGAAGCAGAUUAUGAUGACUAGAGGCUGGGACAGACCCACGGCCAACACAGGGAGCUCCAAGCCCAACAAGGUCUCCAACACCAAACCACAACCCGCCCUCGACACGACCGCUCUUCCACUUUCAAUGCUUUUCCAGAUUCUGUAUCUAUUUUUCUCUCUCUGUCGAUGAAUAUUAAAAUUACUGCA